Podarcis raffonei (Aeolian wall lizard) is the source of this 1032-nucleotide messenger RNA. RefSeq lists its product as uncharacterized. The transcript has 6 exons. The coding region runs from base 53 to 895 and encodes 280 amino acids. Gene Ontology annotation, molecular function: kinase activity; ATP binding. Gene Ontology annotation, cellular component: cytosol. Lineage: Eukaryota; Metazoa; Chordata; Lepidosauria; Squamata; Lacertidae. The record is from RefSeq and is a predicted model, not a curated record.
UCCAGGGGUGGGAAGUGUGCCCUGCUGGUGGGCAUGAGGUUGUGCCGGCGCAAUGGCUGCGGUGGACUGUGUCCUGAAGCUAGGAGGCAGCGCAUUGACGCACAAAAGCCAGCUAGAGACCCUGAGAGCGGAGUCCUUGCGCGGGGCGGCUGCUCUUGUGCACAAGCUCCGCGAGGCGGGACAGAGGCGGUGCAUAAUCGUGCACGGCGCAGGCUCCUUUGGCCAUUUCCAAGCAAAGGAACACGGCAUUGCCUCGGGGACAUCAGCAAGAUCAGCUGAUGAUGACAAUUUGAGAUGUGGGCUGUGUCUGACCAGGCUUUCUGUCACCAAGUUAAACCAUCUGGUGACGGAAGAACUGGUAAGCCAUGGAAUUCCAGCUGUGGGCAUUUCGCCUUUUGGAACCUGGAAAACAUCAUGCAAGAAUGUCAUCCAGGCUGGUUUCGAUACAGUGAAGGAUGUUUUAGACUCGGGCUAUGUCCCCGUUUUACAUGGUGAUUGUGCUCUGGACUCAGAGCAGCACUGCUGCAUCUUAUCUGGAGAUAAAAUCAUUGAGGUUCUCGCUAAGAAAUUCUCUCCUAGGCGAGUUGUGUUUCUCACAGAUGUCAGUGGAAUUUACAGCUGUACACCUGAUACCCCAGGCGCUAGGCUUGUGGAUUCCAUUGUCGUCGGCCCUGAUGGAAAUAUGGAGCCACCUGUGCUCAGCUCUGUGCUGCCACAUGAUACUACUGGAGGUGUGUCCUUGAAGCUGCAAACUGCUGUAAAUAUCGUUUCCCAGAGUCACGGAACCAUUCCAGUUCUGAUCUGCAAACUGGACAGCGAAGCGGCUGAAAGGGCUUGUUUGACUGGGGAGCUGAAGCAAGGCGAAGGCACAACAUUUUCCUUCGCAAAAUCAUGAAGACAUCUCUGCAUGAGCCUUAAAUGAGGUGGAAGAAGAAUUUAACUGAGGUGCUACCAUUGGACUUCAGGAUCUAUUUGUUGUACUUGUCAUCGUCAAUGCCAGAUACCUUAAAUAAAUCUGUGGUCCACUGAUAA